Molecule: messenger RNA, 1907 nt
Organism: Ipomoea triloba (trilobed morning glory)
Lineage: Eukaryota; Viridiplantae; Streptophyta; Magnoliopsida; Solanales; Convolvulaceae
Product: metal transporter Nramp3-like
Exons: 5
Coding region: 300-1889 (529 amino acids)
Biological process (GO): positive regulation of reactive oxygen species metabolic process; defense response to bacterium; metal ion transport
Cellular component (GO): vacuolar membrane
Molecular function (GO): cadmium ion transmembrane transporter activity; manganese ion transmembrane transporter activity
Source: RefSeq, a predicted model, not a curated record
CCUAACUUUUAAUCCAUACAUCAGUACUGUGAUGCCACACCACUGUCACUGCGGUUUGUGAUAUUUACUCAAGGCAGCGGAGGAUUUCCACCGGAGCGGCACACGAUUUCCUACGCUAGGGUUUCCUUGCCACACGCUUGAGUUUCCUUGCCACAUUCAAUUUUGUGGCAAUGCUAUAAUAGCAAACACCUCGUCCAAAAUGGAUAGAAUUCCUCGUCCAGUAAGGAAACCUCGUAAAUGUAAUCAUUAUCCUCGUAUAAUCGACUAUGAAUCUAUGAUUUCUUAUAUAUGUAUGAUGAAUGUGUGUAUGUAUUACUGCUCUGCUCUCUCAUCAAAACUCAAUAUCUCACCAUAUUUGGAAUUGGGUUGAUAUGUCUUCGUACCACGAAAAACAAAAGCUUCCAUUACUGCGAGACGAGGGAGGGGGAGAGGGAGAGGGAGAGGGAGCCUUUGAUUACUCCCAGAGAGUUCACAUCCACGGCGCCGAUGAAACGGAGGGGGAGGAAUUCACGGGAACGGUGCCGUUUUCGUGGAAGAAGCUGUGGCUGUUCACCGGGCCGGGGUUCUUGAUGAGCAUAGCGUUUCUGGAUCCGGGGAACCUGGAGGGCGGGUUGCAGUCCGGCGCCAUUGCGGGGUACUCGUUGCUAUGGUUGUUGUUGUGGGCGACGGGGAUUGGGCUGCUGGUGCAGCUCUUAUCGGCGCGGCUUGGGGUGGCCACCGGGCGGCACCUGGCGGAGGCGUGCCGGAGUGAGUACCCUAAGUGGGCCAGGCUGUUGCUGUGGGUUAUGGCGGAGUUUGCCCUCGUCGGAGCGGAUAUUCAGGAGGUGAUUGGCAGCGCCAUUGCCAUCAAGAUUCUCAGUAGAGGCUACUUGCCUCUCUGGGCUGGCGUCUUCAUUACUGCUUUUGAUUGUUUCAUAUUUCUGUUUCUUGAGAGCUAUGGAGUGAGGAAGCUGGAAGCACUCUUUGCCUUCCUUAUCUCAGUCAUGGCACUCUCAUUUGCAUGGAUGUUCGUUCAGACCAAGCCCAGCGGUGUUGAACUUCUUCUCGGUAUUGUGGUUCCAAAAAUCAGCUCAAAAACGGUAAAACAGGCAGUGGCAGUAGUUGGGUGCAGUAUAAUGCCUCACAACGUAUUUCUCCAUUCCGCUUUGGUCCAAUCGCGCGACAUCGACACCCGCAAGAUCGGCAAAGUCCGGGAGGCGAUCAAGUACUACACCAUCGAGUCCUCGGCGGCGCUGGCGAUUUCCUUCGUGAUCAACGUGUGUGUUACAACGGUUUUCGCGAAAUCUUUUUACGGCACCGAGGUUGCCAAGAACAUCGGCCUGGUGAACGCGGGGAAUGCUCUUCAAGAGAAGUACGGCGGGGGGUUGUUCCCGAUUCUUUACAUAUGGGCCAUCGGCGUCCUGGCCGCCGGUCAGAGCAGCACCAUCACCGGCACCUACGCCGGCCAGUUUAUCAUGGGGGGCUUCCUGCACAUGAAGUUGAAGAAGUGGCAGAGGGCGAUGAUCACAAGAAGCUGCGCCAUCAUCCCUACCCUAAUCGUCGCGCUUGCUUUCGACAGGUCCGAGGAUUCGCUCGACAUCCUUAAUGAGUGGCUCAAUAUUCUUCAGUCAAUCCAGAUCCCCUUUGCUCUCAUUCCCCUUCUCUGUCUUGUUUCCAACAAGGAAGUUAUGGGCGUUUUCACAAUUGGUCCCGUUCUUAAGGCAAUCUCAUGGCUUGUGGGUACCUUGGUGAUUGUGAUAAAUGGAUAUCUAUUAGUUAAUUUUUUCUCAAAAGAAGUUAGUGGACCUGUGAUUAUAUCUCUUGUAGUGGUGUUUACGACUGCAUAUGUUGCAUUCGUAGUAUACCUCAUUCUAAGGGGGAUACCCUAUUUUAAUUCUUGUAGGAAGUGAUUGAUUGCUCAAUGGAUU